Messenger RNA from Aspergillus niger, 3465 nucleotides. RefSeq lists its product as uncharacterized. Gene Ontology annotation, molecular function: nucleic acid binding; ATP binding. NCBI's taxonomy places the organism in Eukaryota, Fungi, Ascomycota, Eurotiomycetes, Eurotiales, Aspergillaceae. The record is from RefSeq and is a predicted model, not a curated record. The coding region runs from base 1 to 3465 and encodes 1154 amino acids. The transcript is spliced from 3 exons.
AUGGCCGACUCGGAAGCACAAGCAGACACUGAAGAUAUAUCAUUGGGUCGGAAACGAGCCCAAGAUGAGCCAGAUCCAAACCACGAUGCCUCCGAGCAUCCCGACCCCAUAUCCAACAGCGCGUCGACAGACCUAGCGCCAAAGAAAAGGCAACGCCGCCAGCCCCCUUCGAAGUCACAGGUAGAGACGCCGGAGACGGAAAACAGCGUCAGUGCCAGCUCAACCGCAGAGAAAUCUCUCAAAGGAAAACCCGCUCAACCGAAGCGAACUCCGUCCGCCCCAUGGCCCGAGGCGUUCAAGAGCCUCUCCCGGACACACCGCGCCCUGAACCUCGUGUAUACCUUCUGCUGCACGCGAAAGCACUUUGCCACCACAUUCGACAACAUUAAGAAUGCGGUGCAGGCGCAAUUGCAAGGUCAAGAGCUAACAGUGGAGGAUGUUGCGCGGGUGAAAGUCCUCGUGCCACGCGCGGUGCGCUUCGAGUAUGUCGAUGAAGCCAAGCUGGAGGUCAUGACGACUGGAGAGCGUGAAGCAGCACAAAUAGGCUUUGGAAGGGAUACACCCGGUGAUGCGGGCAUGCCCACAACAAAGACGCUCCUCUUCGAGCUGCUGGACGGAGAUCUGAAGAGACAAGUGAGGCAUCCGCAGACUGGGGAGCCAACCAAGCCCGUGCGGCGCAUGAAGAACGAGGAUCUGAAGAUGCCGGUAUACAGCCAGAAGCAGAUGCUAGACUUGAUCGAGAAGCGAAACAAGAAGUUCACAGAUGCAAUCGAUGCCUUUCUCGUCCAGUGCGAAGACGAAGCCGUCGACCCAGUCGAGAAACUGGAGACUGAAAAGAACGCCUGGAUUCCUCAGCCGCCGGAGGAAGAUACCCCCAUCACUGCACCCUCCACUCUCCCACAACAAAUCCCCAAAGAACGUAAAUCUAUGUCAGAGAUCGUGGAGGAGAUCCGCCAAAUGGACUGGUACACAGCGCAGAUCGUGCCUGAAGGACACCGAGUCUUCGACCCCCAGCCAGCCAUGUACGGCGAACUCACCUUCCCACUCUCUCAGAACCUAGUGAACGCCCUAUACAACACCAAAAACAUCACACAGUUCUACUCCCACCAAGCAGAAGCCAUCAACCACCUCCAAGCUGGCCACCACGUCAUCGUAUCCACCUCCACCAGCUCCGGCAAAUCCCUCAUCUACCAAGUCCCCAUGCUGCACGAACUCGAAAAGGACCCCUCCAGCCGCGGCCUAUACAUCUUCCCAACCAAAGCCCUAGCACAAGACCAACGCCGCAGCAUGCAAGAGCUCCUCCAAUUCAUGGACGGCCUACAAGGCACCCUAGUCGAGACCUUCGACGGCGACACUCCAAUGCCCAGCCGCAACCUCAUCCGCGACGAAGCCCGCAUCAUCUUCACCAACCCCGACAUGCUGCACAUUACCAUUCUCCCCCAAGAAGCCGCCUGGCGGACCUUCCUCCAGAACCUCAAAUUCGUCGUUGUUGACGAGCUCCACGUCUACAACGGCCUCUUCGGCACACACGUCGCCUUCAUCAUGCGUCGUCUCCGCCGCAUCUGUGCCGCCGUCGGCAACCACACCGUCCAAUUCAUCUCCUGCUCCGCCACCGUCGCUAAUCCUUCCCAACACAUGCACGCCAUCUUCGGUGUUGACCCCAACUCCAUCCAUCUCAUUGACUCCGACGGCUCCCCCUCCGGCCGCAAGGAAUUUCUCUGCUGGAACACCCCCUACAAAGACCCCAACGACCCCUCAUCUGGCCGCGCCGACAGCGUCACCGAAACAGCCCGCCUCUUCUCCCAACUCAUCCUGCGCGGCGCCCGUGUCAUCGCGUUCUGCCGCAUCCGCAAGCUCUGCGAAGUCCUUCUCCAAGCCGUCCGCACCGAACUCACCUCCCUUGAGCGUCCCGAAAUCGCCAACAUGGUUAUGGGCUACCGCGGCGGCUACAGCCCGCAGGACCGCCGCAAUAUCGAAAAAGACAUGUUCGAGGGCCGUCUCCUCGGCAUCGUAGCCACCAAUGCCCUAGAGCUGGGCGUCGACAUCGGCUCCCUCGACGCAGUCAUAACCCUAGGCUUUCCCUACUCCAUCUCCAAUCUCCGCCAACAGAGCGGCCGCGCCGGCCGGCGUAAUAAGGACUCCCUGUCUAUCCUCGUCGGUGACCGCUACGCCACAGACCAGCAUUACAUGCGUAACCCGGACGAACUGUUCACGAAACCAAACACAGAGCUACAAAUCGACCUGUCGAAUGACCUCAUCCUCGAAGCGCAUCUCCAGUGCGCGGCUUACGAAAAGCCCCUUUCCCUUGCCCUCGACGAAACCUACUUCGGUCCUCAGCUCCCUUCCCUCCUGGAAACCCGCCUCCUCCAAGAUAAAUACAUCCCCUCCCUCUACCACACCCACCCGCGCUUCCUCCCCUCUCCAUCCCGGUCCAUCGCCAUCCGCGAUACCGAGGACCAGCACUUCGCCGUCAUAGACACUACGAACGCCCGCAACGCCGUCCUCGAAGAAGUAGAAGCCUCCCGCGCCUUCUUCACCAUUUACGAGGGGGGCAUCUUCCUCCACCAGGGGCAGACGUAUCUCGUGCACGAACUAAACACAACGAUGUACUUCGCCCGCGUCUCCCGUGUCCAUGUGGACUAUACGACCCAGCAACGCGAUUACACUGAUAUCGACCCCAUCGAGACGGAGAACAUCCACUCAACCUCUACUUCACAAACCAAUACCAAAAGUAACCAUACCACCGUAAGUAAAGCCUACUUCGGCUCCAUCCUCAUCCACGCCGUGGUGUACGGCUUCUUCAAAAUCGACAAACGAGGGCGUAUCCUCGACGCCGUACCGGUGGACAACAACCCACCGAUCGACAUCCACACGAAAGGCAUGUGGAUCGACAUACCCCCCCUAGCUCUGGAAAUCCUCCAAUCAAGAAACCUAAACAUAGCAGCGGCGAUACACGCAGCCGAGCACGCGAUCUUAUCACUCUUACCGACCUUCGUGGUAUCUUCGCCCGGGGACGUGCGCACGGAAUGUAAGGUUGCGAAGAAGGAGUUGGGGAGGAAGUUACAAAUGGCUCCCCCUGCGAGACAGCGGCCCGCGAGAUUGACGUUCUACGAUGCCAAGGGGGGAGCCUGUGGGUCGGGGAUUGCGGCUAAGGCGUUUGAGUUUGUGGAUGUGUUGUUGGAAAGGGCUGUGAGGCGGAUCGAGGCGUGUGGGUGUGUGAUGCCGCAGGGGUGUUUGGAGUGUUGUUGUGAUGAGCGGUGUAAGGAGAUGAAUGAGGUGAUGAGUAAGGCUGGGGCGGGGGUGGUGCUGAGGUGUUUGCUGGGGUGGGAGGUGGAUGUAGAUGCUUUGCCGUGGGGGGAGGAGAUGGGGGUGGGAGUUGGAGAUGGUGUUGGGGAGUUGAGGGGGGGUUUGGAGACGGUGGUGCCUGCUGUUGAGGUGCCGGGGAGGGUUGGAUUAUCUAGAUAG